This is a messenger RNA of Dromaius novaehollandiae (emu), 2876 nucleotides long. RefSeq names its product homeobox C13 (gene HOXC13). Bases 73 to 975 code for a protein of 300 amino acids. Gene Ontology annotation, biological process: regulation of transcription by RNA polymerase II. The record is from RefSeq and is a predicted model, not a curated record. NCBI's taxonomy places the organism in Eukaryota, Metazoa, Chordata, Aves, Casuariiformes, Dromaiidae. Gene Ontology annotation, molecular function: RNA polymerase II cis-regulatory region sequence-specific DNA binding; DNA-binding transcription factor activity, RNA polymerase II-specific. The transcript is spliced from 2 exons.
CGCUUCCCCCGACGGCGACGGCGGCGGCGGCGGCGGCGGCGGCGACGGCGGCGGCGGCGGCCCGGGCGCGGCAUGACGGCGCCGCUCGCGCUCCCCCCGCGCUGGCCCGACGGGCUCGUGUGCCGCUGCGAGGACGCCCCGCAUGACAAGGGCCGCCCGCGCCCCGCCAUGGAGGCGCUGGGGCCCUGCCGGGAGAUGCUGCCGCCGCCGGGGCUCGGCCCCCCCCCGCCGCCGCCGCCGCCGCCGCCGCAAGCGGGCGGCUACGCGGAGCUGGCGCCCGCCGAGCCCCCCCGGCAGUGCCCGUCGGCCGCCGCUUCCAGCGCCGCGCUGGGCUACGGCUACCCCUUCGGCGGCAGCUACUACGGCUGCAGGUUGUCCCACUCGCACGGCGUGAACCUGCAGCAGAAGCCCUGCUCCUACCACCCGGGCGACAAGUACCCCGAGGCCGGCGGCGGCCCCCUGCCCAGCGAGGAGCUCCCGUCGAGGGCCAAGGAGUUCGCCUUCUACCCGGGCUUCGCCAGCUCCUACCAGGCGGUGCCCGGCUAUUUGGACAUGUCCGUGGUGCCGGCGCUCGGCGGCCACCCGGAGCCGCGGCACGACGCUUUGCUUCCCAUGGAAGGCUACCAGCACUGGGCUCUUUCCAACGGCUGGGACGGGCAAAUGUACUGCUCCAAAGAGCAAUCGCAGUCGGCGCAUCUCUGGAAAUCACCUUUCCCAGACGUGGUGCCCCUGCAACCCGAAGUGAGCAGCUAUCGGAGGGGCCGGAAGAAAAGGGUCCCUUACACGAAAAUCCAGCUGAAAGAGCUGGAGAAAGAGUACGCGGCCAGCAAAUUCAUCACCAAAGAGAAGCGACGGAGGAUUUCGGCCACCACCAACCUGUCCGAGCGGCAAGUGACCAUCUGGUUCCAGAACCGGAGGGUCAAGGAGAAGAAGGUAGUGAGCAAAUCCAAGACAGCGCAUCUCCACGCGACCUGACAGAGGACGAUGUCGGCGGGGAGGGCAAAGAAAGCGAGCGAGAAGCAGAAAUAUUUAUCCGGUAGUUGGUCUCACCGCAUCACUGGACCUCUGCUGAUUGGAAAUUAUUUAAAAAGGCGACAUUAAAAAAGCACACACACACUCAAAUACGCGACGCAUCUUUGAUUUAUCCCUCUGUCCCAUUCGCUGACUGUGAAUACCCGGUUCUUGCGCUGAGAAAUCCGUUGAUGAGGUUCAGCUGUGUAUAUUUUUAAAAAUAAUAAGCUAAAAGUGUAGUUACGUUAAAGGAGAUGAACUCUGAGUGUCACCUUGUAACGCUGUAUAGCCCGAGCCCCUCUGCAGUGAUGAGUCUUUCAUAUCUUUGGCCGUUUCACACACUGAUGUAAAAUGUAUGGAGAGCAAAGUUGCAUCAGCUUUGUCUUCUUUCAUCACUAGGGACUGAAAAAAAACAGAUAAGGCUGCUAUUGUGGGAAGAAAAUCGUUCCUCUGUAUCACUUCAAACUAACGAGCACUAAUUUAGGUCACACACGAAAGUGAGCUCCUAUACAAUCCUAUUUUUGGCCUCUUCUCAUGAGGGUUUAUCUUUCUCUGCCGUAAAACUGGAAUGUCUGUCCUCCGCUGACAAUAUGGAAAAUGCACAGUAUUGUCUUUGGGUUUUGUUUUGUUCCUUUUCCCUCUCUAAAUCGACUAAUUAUCAACAGUGUUCUUUCGAUAUGUAAAAGCAUCAUUUUUUUAAUGUCUUGUAUAUGUAUAUAAUAUUGUGGUGUCCAGAUGAGAUGUACCGAAUGCGAGAUUACAUUUCCUAAAAAUAAAUAGCGCUUUUUUUUCCUUUUUUUGGCCUGGAGAAAGGGCGGCCGCCAACUGUUUGUGCCCCUCUUUGUGCGCCCGCACCCGAGCAGCGCAGCCCUUUUCCUUUUUAAUUCCUCCCGGGACCCUCUUCGGGGCUCCUGCUCCUCACCCGAUUGCAAAUACAGCCUAAAUUAUAAGCUCAGCCUGGCAGGUCGCCCAAAGGAGCGGAGGACCCUGAAGAUUUGGGGAGAAAAGAGAAAUAAAAGGGACCCCCAAAUCGGGCGGAGGAUGCGGGGCGCAGAUGCGUGUGCCCCAAGGCGGGCUGCUUCCCACGGUGAGUAGAAAGGAAAAAAUAAAUAAAGACGCGGAGGCUGAGCCCAGCCAAGGCAAGCUUUUUUUUCCCCUUUUUUCUUUUUGGCCUUAUUUUCCCCAGCUCCGCAAUUAUCCACCCGAGCAGAGUGAAGGCGCGAUGACUUUCCGGAGACGCUUCUAAUCUCCUUAAAUCUCCCGGGUGCGAGAGGGAUCUGGCUCAAAGGAUGCUUUUUGCUAAACCUGUUUGACUCGGCUCCGGCCCCAGAUAAAAAUCUCGGCAGCUGCCUCCGCGCCCGCGGAGCCGCGGCUUAUUGUUUCCAUAGGCGCACUGCGAUCGACCUUAAUAUCUUUUAGAUUGACCCACCUCGUUAAAGGAUCAAAUAAAAAAAAAAAAGUGGGUGAGCGGCUUUUAAAAUUAUAUAUCCAAAACCAAUGAUAUUGCUGCUGAAAUUUGCGUUGAACGCGUGGGAAUAUUUACACGAGGGGGGGGAGAAGCAAGCGAUAUAAAGUCAUCCGGGGAAAAAUCAGCAUGAUUGUCUGCAUAAAUACGCGUAUAGAUCCGCUAGUUGUUAAAGUUCUUGUGCAGAAGUGCGUGCGCGUGCAAAUAUAUAUGUCCAAAUAUAUAUAUUUGCUCCAGCGCAUAUAAUGGAGUGUGCAUAUAACCGCGUGCGACCGUUGCUUUGAACGGUUUGGGCAUCGGUAUACAUGCAUAAUAUAAAUGUAAGCCACAUGUAUGCGUGUGAAGCAUAGCGGUGUGCAUGUAAUUUAUAUAAGUCUGUGUAUUAAAAGGAUCUGCGUAA